ACCCAAAAUCCCAAUGGUAAAGAAAAUUUCAACGGCGCAGCGCCAACUGGUUUUCUUGCGGUAGGAGAAUUACUGUCCUCUUACAAAUUUCAGUGAUAAUAGGCGCCCAUUUUCCAGAUCAUUUCUUUAAACGUCGUUUCCUGGUCUUGUUUCGACACAUUUUCUCCAUUUCUUGUCGCCAAAAAAAAAAAGAAAAAGUCUGAAAUCACAUUAACAAAUUUAAGAGAGAGAAAAUGGCGAAUGAGGUGCACAUGAAGGUCGUCAAUGGCGAAAAUGGAUACGUUCUGGAAGACGUUCCUCAUUUAUCAGAUUACAUUCCUAAUCUUCCUACUUACCCCAAUCCUAUACAAGAUAAUCCCGCCUAUUCAGUUGUUAAGCAAUAUUUUGUUCAUGAGGAUGAUACAGUGGUACAGAAGGUAGUAGUUCACAAGGAUUCACAAAGGGGGUUGCAUUUCCGGCGUGCGGGUCCAAGACAGAAGGUGUACUUUAAUUCUGGUGAAGUGCACGCGUGCAUCGUGACAUGCGGAGGUCUAUGUCCUGGACUUAACACUGUCAUCAGAGAAAUUGUCUGCGGUCUCUACCACAUGUAUGGUGUCAGCAAAGUUAUUGGAAUUGAUGGAGGAUAUAAGGGUUUCUAUGCUAAAAAUACCAUCCCAUUGACCCCUAAAUUUGUCAAUGACAUCCACAAGCGCGGUGGUACAGUAAUUGGAACUUCUCGAGGUGGCCAUGAUACCAAAAAAAUAGUUGAUAGCAUUCAAGACCGUGGAAUAAAUCAGGUUUACAUAAUUGGUGGUGAUGGUACACAGAAAGGAGCAGCCGUGAUCUACGAGGAAAUGAGACGACGCGGCCUUAAAGUUGCAGUAGCUGGAAUCCCCAAAACUAUUGAUAAUGAUAUUUCGGUAAUUGAUAGGUCAUUUGGCUUUGAUACUGCUGUAGAGGAAGCCCAACGUGCAAUAAAUGCUGCCCAUGUAGAAGCUGAUAGUAUGGAGAAUGGUAUUGGUCUGGUGAAAUUGAUGGGCCGUUACAGUGGUUUUAUUGCAAUGUAUGCAACUCUAGCUAGCCGAGAUGUUGAUUGUUGCUUGAUUCCAGAGUCACCCUUUUAUCUUGAAGGUAAGGGUGGGCUUUUCGAAUACAUUGAGAAAAGACUCAAAGAAAAUGGGCAUAUGGUUAUCGUGAUUGCUGAAGGAGCUGGGCAGGAGCUCCUAUCAGAAAGCCGGAAUGAGAAAGAUGCUUCUGGGAACAAGUUGCUGAAAGAUGUUGGCCUGUGGAUGUCACAUAAAAUAAAGGAACAUUUUAUGCAAAAUAAAAUGAUCAUAAAUCUCAAAUACAUAGAUCCUACCUACAUGAUCCGUGCUAUUCCCAGUAACGCAUCUGAUAAUGUAUAUUGCACACUUCUUGCUCAAAGUGCUGUACAUGGAGCUAUGGCGGGAUUUACAGGCUUCACAGUUGGUCUUGUUAAUGGAAGACACACAUAUAUUCCCUUUGAUCGCAUCACUGAGCAACAGAAUCAGGUGAUUAUAACGGAUAGAAUGUGGGCUAGGCUCCUUUCAUCGACCAAUCAGCCAAGCUUCCUGGAGGCCAUAGAAGUUGCCAACAUAAAGGAAGAAGAGAGUAGUACUGCUCAGUCAUCGGAGGGAGAGAAUUGUAAGAAGAGGCAAGGAAAGAAACCCAUGACAAUGUGCUUUUGUUUUCCUGCUCGGUGAUUUUACACCAGCAAUGGGGAUUUUGCUACAGGUUCUUCAACCAGUAUCAGUCUUUGGAACCAGUGAGCUUGCUGUAUAAUUCUUUUGUUUUGGUACAAUAUUGUAUAGGUAUGUCUUGAAAAGGGUUAGGGAGUUUUGAAAUGUAUAGGGUGCAGGAUUGGAGUCCUGAUGAAUGUUGAUUCUUUACAUUUGUUAAUUUGAUUUUUGUCAAAUAAAGCAGAGAAUUCAUAUAA
Molecule: messenger RNA, 1936 nt
Organism: Spinacia oleracea (spinach)
Lineage: Eukaryota; Viridiplantae; Streptophyta; Magnoliopsida; Caryophyllales; Amaranthaceae
Product: ATP-dependent 6-phosphofructokinase 6
Exons: 14
Coding region: 234-1703 (489 amino acids)
Biological process (GO): glycolytic process; fructose 6-phosphate metabolic process
Molecular function (GO): 6-phosphofructokinase activity; ATP binding
Source: RefSeq, a predicted model, not a curated record